AUGGCCACUCGAGCUCAAGACCAAGAGCUUGUGGCAAAAGCUGCAGACAAGUACGGCUUCACUACCCGAGACUUGGAGAGAUUAGGUGAGAUGGACUGGAGUCAAGAUCAUAAGAUUGUGCCUGCUUUUGGUUGGCAUCCAUGGUUCUCGUAUCAGAUGUACGAUGAGGCUGACUUUGACGGUGCACUGUCGGUGUCGCGAGAACAGAAAGUAGAACACUAUUUUAAAGUGCUCACACCAUACCCUGGCACAGACGAUCGCAAAUUCCUGCUCUCACUGCCGGAGCCACUGCCCUUUAACAAUUUCCUUGCCCGGACGAAAGAGCAUCUUUCCCGCUAUCCUCUCGCUUUGAUCGGUGAAAUCGGGCUGGACAAGUCGUUCAGGAUCCCUGAAGACGGAACGACAGAACACGAUCAGCAACGAGAUGUUAAUCUUACACCAGGAGGCCGCGAAGGACGGCAACUGAGCCGAUUUCGCGUUAGCAUGAACCAACAACGCAAAGUCCUGCUAGCUCAACUACGAUUAGCUGGCGAGCUGCGCAGAGCAGCCUCUGUACACGGUGUUGCUGCUCAUGGCGUGUUGUAUGAGACCUUAGCGGAGACUUGGAAAGGUCACGAGAAGCAUACCCCUUCGAAGCGGGAGAGACGAAAGGCCGAAGCUGCUGGGAAUACUGAAAGUAUGCAACAAGACGAACAAGAGCUUGCUGCUGAAUCAUCAGGACCGUUGCCAUAUCCUCCACGGAUCUGCCUCCAUUCCUUUUCCGGCCAAGCAGAGACUGUGAAACAGUACAUCGCUCCCGCCAUUCCCUGUGAGGUCUUCUUCAGCUUCAGUACUACCAUCAACUCAUGGAUCGAAGACUCCAGCGGCCAAGCCGGCAAAAGUGGCAAAGUCGAAGCCGCGGUCCGAGCUGUUCCAGAUGAUAGGAUCUUGAUCGAAAGUGAUUUACAUUCUGCUGGGCCUCACAUGGAUCAAUAUCUUGCCGAGAUCGUGCGGAAGAUCUGCGAAGUGAAGGGGUGGCAAAUCGAUGAGGGUGUCAGGAUGUUAGGGAGGAACUGGAAGAGAGAUGGCUCUACAAGACCCACAGAAAACGAUACACCAGACACAGUGCCCAGCGCGGGAGACUACAAGAACAUGAACGGCUCCUAUGCUACUGGUAGCGGUGAUGGCACAGCACGAAAUUCCAUUGAUCCUCGGCUUCUGACAUACGACUCCCUGAGUGAGAGACAAGCUACCCCAGGACAGCGACGGAGCAGCAAGGGCACAUCUACCGAGCGAAAUCAAAUUCUCUCCAACAAUUCCUCGAUGACAACCCUUGUUGACAGCACCAUUCAUGUAUCCCUCCCGCGGACAUCACUGCAACCUGUUUCCUGCUGGCCCAUUGACGACCUCUUUGGUCCGCGGACAGGCUCUGUGCCAAUUACAGGCACUCGACCUGCCAUCACCCAGUUGAUGAAGGACAAAUCGAUAAACAACCUCUACAUCCAACCAAUCACUUCAAGAUCUAUUCAAGAAGCGGUCACGAUCUCGCAUCAUCAUCUUCGACGACUGACCAUAUUCCCAAGCAUCGAAGAAUUGCGCUUCACUUUUGACCUGCCGGAAGACAUCAGCAAUCCGUUUGGUAUCAACUCUGACGAAUAUCUUCGUUCCCGAACACACGCUGAAGUCGACUUUCCAUUCAUUAGCUUCGACAUGAGUAAGGCACUCGCAGCUCUGAAGAAGUUAGCGACGUGUCAUGAUCAGAAGACUCUGAUGGACCUUGGUAUUGAACAGCACUCCUCUUUCCGGGUUGGCGUCAUUACUUCUGUCCCUGGCGGGGGAUAUAAGGUCGAACUCUUCGACUCUGGUGAGACAAUUCAGCACACGGUGACGAUCUGGCUAUACCGGGCUUGUUCGAUGGGGGAGGAGGGUAUGGUUCAGGAAGUCUGGCGUCCAUUGAGCGAUGGCACUUUUGUAGCUCCGACCAUCGACGCUCAGAGUGUCAUACCGACAGUACCUAGCAAGACGAGGACAGCUGAUGCGACUAGGGACGACGUAAGCCUGCGUGUCGAUUCAGCUUCACCAUCGGCAAUUGAGACGACGCUGAGACAGCCCAACAAACGUGCUCGCCAAAUUGCGACCUACCCAACGGACAAACCCUCUGACUAUCUCUGGACCAUCUGCCCCGAAGAAGUCUCCGGUAACGCCAUCCUCAACCUCGCACGCUUCUACAGCAACACAGAGAUCUUCGAAAAUUUGAACUACAAUCUCAGUGCGCAGCGGAAGAAGCUCAUCGUGGAUGUUAACGUAAUUACCAGGAGGAUCACGAAUGCUAUUAGCACUACGGCAUCCUCGAACCAAGGGCUCACAAAAGCAGGUAUCAGAGCGGAUCUGAACUCCGCAAGAAAGGACAAUGGGGUCAUAGCUAGGAUGGAAGCAAAAACGAAGGUCAAGAAGGCUUACAAUAAGAUGGCUAGGGAGAUGGUUGGUGCAUUCGGUGAGACUGAUCAGGUGAUGGGUGAAGUGGAGGAUGACUUCAGCGGUUGA
Recurvomyces mirabilis is the source of this 2523-nucleotide messenger RNA. RefSeq names its product Cut9-interacting protein scn1 (gene scn1). The record is from RefSeq and is a predicted model, not a curated record. The coding region runs from base 1 to 2523 and encodes 840 amino acids. The transcript has 3 exons. Gene Ontology annotation, molecular function: hydrolase activity, acting on ester bonds. NCBI's taxonomy places the organism in Eukaryota, Fungi, Ascomycota, Dothideomycetes, Mycosphaerellales, Teratosphaeriaceae.